AUACAAUACUGUACCACACACAAACCGACUAAGCAGCUUUGACGCUAAGCUAUUAGAUGCUGCUGCUGGGCAAAGUGGUGGACCUGGAGAUUGGACACGCCAACUUCAGUCUAUCGGUGACCGUUCACUUACUCGGAAGGUGCAUAUCAUUUUUCAAUUUAUCAGGCGAUAUUUUGAUUGCGGUCGCGGACAACACCCACGCCGCACAUUUUAUGGACGAACAGUAAGAGGCGCACAGUUCGAGCGAAUAUUUUGUAAACAUCCCAUUUGAAUAGACAAAACAUUUCAGCAUGAGUUGUGCUAGUGUUUUGACCAGCAAGGAUCUGCCGGAUAUUGAGAGCCUCCUAGCGCUCAACCCGCGCGUCAAGACCCACGGCUCGCUGGUGCCGACCGUCGUGACCAAGUCGGUCAAGAAGCACUGGAAGCGCAACACCGACCGCUCGUGCACCAGCUGCACCCCGCUCACGAAUGACUUCUCGGACAUCAAGCAUACGACGCUGUCGGAGCGGGCCGCCCUGCGGGAAGCGACGCGCUGUCUCAAGUGCGCGGACGCCCCCUGCCAGAAGUCCUGCCCGACGCAGCUGGACAUCAAGAGCUUCAUCACGAGCAUUUCCAACAAGAACUACUACGGCGCGGCCAAGGCCAUCUUCUCGGACAAUCCGCUGGGGUUGACCUGCGGUAUGGUGUGUCCGACGAGUGAUCUUUGCGUUGGCGGAUGCAACCUGCAGGCCGCGGAGGAAGGCGCCAUCAACAUCGGAGGUCUGCAGCAGUUCGCUACCGAGACGUUCAAGCGCAUGGGACUGCACCAGAUCGUGCCGCCCAACGUGGCUCCGCUGAAAUUCCCGAACAAGAAGAUUUCGCUGCUCGGAGGUGGUCCAGCUUCGCUGUCUUGCGCUACGUUCCUGGGACGAUUGGGAUACAAGGACAUUACGAUCUACGAGAAGCGUGACUACCUGGGCGGGCUGAGCUCGGCGGAGAUCCCGCAGUACCGCUUGCCGUACGACGUGGUCAACUUCGAAAUACAACUCGUCAAAGAUUUGGGCGUCAAGUUCGAAACGGGUCGUGCACUGUCCACCAAGGACAUCACCGUCCAGGGUCUGCUGGAUGGUGGCAACGAUGCCGUCUUCCUCGGCAUUGGUCUACCGCAGCCCAAGAUCGAUAAGGUGUUCGUUGGCUUAACGCAAGACCAAGGAUUCUACACCUCGAAGGAUUUCCUGCCGAUGGUAUCGGACGGCAGCAAGCCCGGACUGUGCCUGUGCAAAGCGGCCGCCUCUAGACUUCCCACGCUGAGCGGAAACGUGAUCGUGCUCGGAGCUGGAGACACCGCCUUCGAUUGUGCUACCUCUGCGCUACGCUGCGGAGCACGCCGCGUCUUUGUGGUGUUCCGCAAGGGCAACAACAACAUCCGUGCCGUUCCCGAGGAGGUCGAGCUGGCCCGCGAAGAGCGCUGCGAGUUUAUCCCGUUCAUGUCGCCGAAGCAGGUCAUUGUGAAGGAUGGAAAGAUAUCUGCCGUUGAAUUCAUCCGUACCGAGCAAGACGAUGCCGGCAACUGGGUUGAGGAUGCUGACCAAACUACGCGACUCAAGGCAAACUACGUCAUUUCCGCUUUCGGGUCCGGGCUGAGCGAUGAAGAUGUUAUCAAAGCGCUGAGCCCCGUUCCGCUGAAUCGCUGGAAUCUGCCGCAGGUGGACUCCAAGACCCAGCAAACUCAACUGCCAACUGUGUUCUGCGGUGGAGAUUUGGCCGGCGCAGCCGAAACUACGGUCGAAUCGGUGAACGACGGCAAGACGGCCGCUUGGUACAUGCACUGCUACCUGCAGGGCUUGUCGUUCGAUGCGGCGCCCCAGCUCCCGCUGUUCUACACCGAAAUCGACAACGUCGACCUGUCGGUUGAGGUUUGCGGGGUGCGGUUCGAGAACCCGUUCGGGCUGGCAUCCGCUCCGCCGACGACGGCUACCGCCAUGAUAAGGCGUGCUUUCGAGCAGGGUUGGGGAUUUGCCGUUACGAAGACGUUCGCGCUGGACAAGGACAUGGUAACGAACGUGAGUCCGCGUAUCGUGCGAGGAGUUACCUCCGGACACAAUUACGGUCCCCAGCAGGGUGCCUUCCUCAACAUUGAGCUGAUUUCGGAGAAAUGUUGCAACUACUGGUUGACCGGUAUUACGGAGCUGAAACGGGACUUCCCGGGCAAGGUGGUGAUCGCAAGUAUUAUGUGCACGUACAACGAAGACGAUUGGACCGAGCUGGCGAAGCGCGCGGAGGCAGCUGGAGCCGACAUGCUUGAGCUGAACCUUUCCUGCCCGCAUGGAAUGGGUGAAUCUGGAAUGGGUCUGGCUUGCGGUCAAGAUCCUAAGCUGGUGUACAACAUCUCGUUGUGGGUUCGGGCUGCCGUCAAGAUCCCGUUCUUCGUGAAGCUGACGCCCAACAUUACCGACAUUGUUUCGAUUGCCCAGGCAGCUCAACGAGGCAAUGCCGACGGAGUCUCUGCUAUCAAUACCGUUCAGGGCUUGAUGUCGCUCAAGGCAGACGCUAGCCCCUGGCCAGCAGUGGGUAUCGACAAGCGCACCACCUACGGAGGAGUCUCCGGAAACGCUACCCGUCCGCAAGCUUUGCGCGCCGUUUCGCUGAUCGGUAACAAGCUGCCGGGAUUCCCGAUUUGCGGUAUCGGAGGCAUCGACUCUGCCGAUGUUGCCCUACAGUUUAUCCAGUGUGGCGCUCCGAUUCUGCAGAUUUGCUCUUCGGUCCAGAACCAAGACUUCACCGUCAUCGAAGACUACAUCAUCGGACUCAAGACGCUACUGUUCUUGAAGGCAAACCCACCCUCGGAAAGCCUCUCCUGGGACGGGCAGUCUCCGCCAACCCAAAAGCUGCAGAAGGGCAAACCCGUAGCACCAAUUCGUGAUGACGAUGGCAAACCCCUGUUAAACUUUGGAGAUUACAAGAAGAAGCGUGAGGAAAAGUUGCACAAGUUGCGUCUUGAGAAAGGACCCCUUUGGAAUCCAAGUGCCGAAGAGAAAACCGACGUCGAAGCCACUUCUUCAAUCAAAACGCCACCUAAAAUCAAGGACGUACUGGGAGCAGCUCUGCCCAAGAUCGGAUCGUACAAAAACCUCGACAACAAAAAGCAAGUGGUCGCGCUGAUCGACGAUGACCUUUGCAUCAACUGUGGCAAAUGCUACAUGACGUGUGCCGACUCGGGUUAUCAAGCGAUCGAGUUUGACCCGGUAACCCAUUUGCCGCAUGUGAACGACGACUGCACCGGGUGCAAUCUGUGCCUGUCGGUUUGCCCGAUCAUCGAUUGUAUCAACAUGGUUCCCAAAAAGAUUCCGCACGUGAUCAAGCGAGGAAACGUGAAGCUGGCCACAGCCGUCCACGCGCUUUCGCCGUCGCAGUGAAUCUGACGCUAUUGCUUCGUAGCAGAGGAUUUUAAAUUGAUAACUGGCUGAUUUUGCUGGUAACGUUGUAUAAUUAUUUUUUUUUUAAUAAACAGCAAUUCGUCGACAUUCCGAAAUAAAACGUUGAUUGAUUAUAUAAUUGAAACUUUAAGAAAUGAAAUAUAUUUUACAGAAUAAAUGUGAA
This is a messenger RNA of Culex pipiens pallens (northern house mosquito), 3579 nucleotides long. RefSeq names its product dihydropyrimidine dehydrogenase [NADP(+)] (gene su(r)). Gene Ontology annotation, cellular component: cytosol; cytoplasm. The coding region runs from base 291 to 3395 and encodes 1034 amino acids. The transcript is spliced from 6 exons. Gene Ontology annotation, biological process: thymine catabolic process; uracil catabolic process. The record is from RefSeq and is a predicted model, not a curated record. Gene Ontology annotation, molecular function: NADP binding; dihydropyrimidine dehydrogenase (NADP+) activity; iron-sulfur cluster binding. NCBI's taxonomy places the organism in Eukaryota, Metazoa, Arthropoda, Insecta, Diptera, Culicidae.